UCUAUUUCCGCUGCCACCAUCACCGAAGCCGCGUUUUCCAACGUCGACAUUUCCUGCCUUAUGCCCUUGUUCAAACUUGUGGAAGAAUGAAUGAAAGAAAGAAAGAGGAACAAGGCAUAUAAAAUUCCUGUUCCCAAAAGCCAAUGGCAAUCCUUUCUUCUUUAAACAAUUCCAAGACAUCUUCUGCUUUUCGAUCUCUGCAACUCUCUUCCUUCUCUUUCUUCUCUACUUUGCUUCGUUUUUGUUAAGAAUCUAGUGCAUUCUUAUUGCCUUGUCUAGUUUUUGAAUUUGUUCGUCUUUCAUGAAAUUUGAGGUCUGAAAUGGCUUCCUGUAAGAAUUGGACCGCCAUUUGGUUCCUGUUUUCUUGUUGUCUUCUGCAACCCUUUAACUCCUCCGCCUUUGUCUACAACUGGAGCUCCCCGGGUUCGCGUAGAACGGCGCUUCAUGGGAUCGAAUCACCCGUCCACUUGAUGAGUUUCAACGCCAUCGCCUCCUCCGGCGACUCGAGCUGCGACCAAAAUGAAAGACAAAACAGAGCGUCGUAUGUCGACGACCAUGUCGGCGCGGCACCGGCGCUGAAGCUUCACCUCAAGCGCCAGUCGACGAAGGACAAGGCGACGGCGGAGAGGAGCAAGAAGGAAGCCCUGGAGAACUCCAGCCUUAAAGAUGAUCUCAGAAUUCAGACCCUCGUUCGAAGGAUCACCGAGAGGAAGAACCAAAAUGCCAUGUCCCGCCUCGCCGCCGCCGCCGCCGCUAACCAAACACGCCCAGAGAUCAGACAGAAAGUAGCGUCGGCGAAGUCGCCAGAGCUGGCCGGGCGACUGAUGGCCCAAGUUGAGUCGGGCGUCACCCUCGGCUCCGGUGAGUACUUCAUCGACGUGUUCGUUGGCACGCCGCCGCGCCGCUUCUCCCUCAUCCUGGACACCGGCAGCGACCUCAACUGGAUCCAGUGCCUCCCGUGCCACGACUGCUUCGAGCAGCACGGCCCCGUCUACGACCCCGCCUCCUCCUCCUCCUACCGCAACGUCAGCUGCAGCGACCACCGCUGCGGCCUCGUCUCCUCCCCUGACCCUCCGCGCCCCUGCCGAGGCCAAGACCAGGCCUGCCCAUACUUUUACUGGUACGGCGACCGCUCCAACACCACCGGAGACCUCGCGUUGGAGACCUUCACCAUGAACCUCACUGGUGUCGGCGAGUUCCGCCGUGUGGACGACGUCAUCUUCGGUUGCGGCCACUGGAACCGCGGGUUGUUCCACGGCGCGGCGGGGCUGCUGGGCCUCGGCCGCGGCCCUCUCUCGUUCGCCUCCCAACUCCGCUCGCUCUACGGCCAUAUCUUCUCCUACUGCCUCGUCGAUCGCAACAGCGACCUAAGCGUCAGCAGCAAGCUCAUCUUCGGCGAGGACGAUGACGUCCGCCGGAAUCCCUUCUUGAACUACACCACCUUCAUCAACGGCAAAGACAACCCCGCCGACACCUUCUACUACGUCAAGAUCAAGUCGAUCCGCGUCGGCGGCGAGGAACUGGCCAUCCCAGCAGUGACCUGGGACAUAGCCAAGGACGGCAGCGGGGGAACCAUCGUAGACUCCGGCACGACGCUGAGCUACUUCGCCGGCCCGGCGUACGAGAGGAUAAAGGAAGCCUUCGCCAAGAAGGUGAAAUACCCGCUGGUGACGGACUUCCCGGUUCUCGACCCCUGCUACAAUGUGUCAGGGGUAGGGAAGGUGGAGGUGCCGGAGUUUGACAUCCUCUUCGCAGACGGUGCCGUGUGGAGCUUCCCGCCGGAGAACUAUUUCAUCCGUUUGGAGCCGGAGGAGAUCAUGUGCCUCGCCAUGCUGCCGACGCCGCAGUCGCCGCUCUCGAUUCUGGGAAAUUACCAGCAGCAGAACUUCCACAUCGUGUACGACAUGAAGAACUCCCGGUUGGGCUUCGCGCCGACGAGGUGCGCGGAGAUGUAAAGCGACGGCGGCCGGAUCAAUUAAUUCCCGCCGGCAGACAGUAUUCAUACCUUAAUUUUAGGAUAAAUUUUAAGUUUUGUUUCCAGAUUCUUCCCUUCUCGGUUAAGGACGGGACAGAAGGGGGAUCAACCUACAGCAGAUUCGUUUCUUUUUGUCUCUUUUGUCAAUCAUUUCUGGUUGGAUUCUAUGUAGUUUAAUCAAUAUACUCAUUCAUACGAUACGAUCUCAUCUGCACGGA
Zingiber officinale is the source of this 2193-nucleotide messenger RNA. Its product is annotated as aspartic proteinase nepenthesin-2-like. The record is from RefSeq and is a predicted model, not a curated record. NCBI's taxonomy places the organism in Eukaryota, Viridiplantae, Streptophyta, Magnoliopsida, Zingiberales, Zingiberaceae. Gene Ontology annotation, molecular function: aspartic-type endopeptidase activity. The coding region runs from base 321 to 1955 and encodes 544 amino acids. The transcript has a single exon. Gene Ontology annotation, biological process: proteolysis.